Molecule: messenger RNA, 1275 nt
Organism: Exophiala oligosperma
Lineage: Eukaryota; Fungi; Ascomycota; Eurotiomycetes; Chaetothyriales; Herpotrichiellaceae
Exons: 1
Coding region: 1-1275 (424 amino acids)
Biological process (GO): nitric oxide catabolic process; cellular response to nitrosative stress
Cellular component (GO): intracellular anatomical structure
Molecular function (GO): oxygen binding; FAD binding; nitric oxide dioxygenase [NAD(P)H] activity
Source: RefSeq, a predicted model, not a curated record
AUGUCAGCCAUAGUAGCAACGAGCAACACUCGCGCAGACUUUCACUCAUCACCGGUUCAGCAUGGACUGAGCGAAGAGCACCAGGCGAUCGUGAAGUCUACUGCUCCUGUGUUGGCUGAGCAUGGUGUCGCCAUCACGUCGCACUUUUACAAACGCAUGCUUAACAACCAUCCAGAACUCCGCAACAUCUUCAACUCCGCACAUCAAUCUACGGGAACUCAGCCUGCAGCGCUUGCCCAUGCGGUCUGGGCGUACGCCGCUAACAUCGACAAUCUGGGAGCCUUGACUAGCGCAGUAUCUCGAAUUGGCCACAAACACGCCAGUUUAGGCAUCACUGCAGACCAAUACCCCAUCGUCGGCGAGAACCUGCUGGCCUCAAUCAAGGAAGUCCUUGGAGACGCCGUAAAUCAACCCGUCAUUGAUGCCUGGGCGGCGGCAUAUCAACAGCUGGCCGAUAUCUUUAUCAACUUCGAGGCAAACCUCUACAAGAAGGCUGAAGAAUCUGCUGGUGGUUGGAAUGGGUGGCGCAAAUUCAGAAUUGCCCGCAAGAUCGAGGAGAGCGAUGAAAUCAUAUCGUUUUAUCUCGAGCCAGUCGACGGAGGAAAGCUACCAACAUUUACAUCGGGCCAGUACAUCUCAGUCCGCGUAUUCGUACCAGAACUCGGGGUGUAUCAACCUCGACAGUACAGUCUGUCCGACACCCCUGAAAGAAAUCACUUCCGAAUCUCCGUCAAGAAGGAAUUCGCAAAGGACCUUGCGCCCGCAGGCCGCAUAUCAAAUCUGUUGCACGAGAAUGUCCCAGAAGGCACAGAAAUUGACGUCAGCAACCCGUACGGGGACUUUACUUUGGAUGUCGAAUCGAGCAAUCCCGUUGUCUUGAUCAGUGGUGGCGUAGGGAUCACCCCGAUGCUGUCAAUGCUCGGCACUCUGACCGAACACGCUCCAACGAGAAAGGUCGUCUUUGUCCAUGCCACGCGCAGUGGAAAGGUUCACGCGAUGAAGAAUUAUCUUUCCCAAAUUGUCAAGGACAACCCACAAGUAUCGAAGGCGGUCUUCUAUGAAGAAGUCGGUGAUUCAGAUGAAGAAGGAAAAGACUUUGACUACGCCGGUCGCAUUGACGUGGAGAAGAUCAAGGACAAGGUCAUCCUGCCCGACGCCGACUAUUAUCUCUGUGGCCCCAUACCUUUCAUGCAGGCACAACAAAAAUCCCUCGAGGCUCUGGGCGUCCCCUCAGAACGGAUCCAUUCUGAGGUCUUUGGAUCUGGUAUUGCAUAA